Messenger RNA from Cucumis melo (muskmelon), 766 nucleotides. RefSeq lists its product as uncharacterized. Lineage: Eukaryota; Viridiplantae; Streptophyta; Magnoliopsida; Cucurbitales; Cucurbitaceae. The transcript has a single exon. The record is from RefSeq and is a predicted model, not a curated record. Bases 61 to 555 code for a protein of 164 amino acids.
UUACACAUUGGAACUUAGGAGCUUCAUUCAUUAUUUUCCCGAAUUCCCCAACUCCAAACGAUGUGGGCUGCCUCUUCCACCUCACCUAGCCCCUCGUUCCGCCGCCUCCCCAUCACAACCACUCCUCCGCCCGCCGCUCCGGUCUCCCUCUUCUACGCAAAGUCCCACCCCCCCAAAAUGGACGCUGAAAACACCAAACCAAACAACAGUGGCACCAUCAAAAGCUUUGGCCACAAAAUUCUCUCAGCCGUGAACUCCCCAACUCCCCAAUCCCUUAACCAAACGACCCCGAAACACGAAUCCCAACCGGAGGCUCCCCAAAUUAGUGGGUCCGAUGUUCUAAGGGCACUGCAGAAGGCGGCUGCCGUGAAGGAGAAGAACAGAACCCAACAAGUUAAAGAGAAGAAGAAGAAGAAGAAGAAAGAAGGGGCUGCCACCGAAGACAGUUACUCUGAGAUGAACCAUAGAGUGAGGCCUCUUAAGAUCAAGAGAGAUUGGGGAUUGAGGCUCACCCAAUUGGAAAAACGCCUUCUGGAAAUGUCUGAGCCGGGUUGAUGAUUCUUAUUUGAAUUGUCAUUGAUUUGUAUAUUCAUUUGUUGCGUUUGUGUAGAUUUUAAGUCUCUGUAUGUUCAAUUCCAAGUAAAAUGGCAAAAUUUUCAUAUUUUUGGUACUUUCCCCUGAUAUUCACAACGUUCUGUAAAUGAUGGCUGUAGUAGUAAAGAAUUGACAUUACCAAAAUACAUUACUACUAGAUUUAGUAGUUUAU